UUGUGGAAUGAAGAUUUGGGAGGAGUUGGUGAAAGAAAUGGAUAUUCUUUACGUUCCUGGAACGCAUUAUGAAUUGCUCGAUGAAAAUCGUGGCCAGAUCUGCGGCACAAUAAUGAUGACAACAGCUGCAAUGCAGUAUCAGUCCUCACUUAAAAUCUUAAGUCUUCAUCCAACGAGAUCCAAGCUUCAAGAACGUUUAAUAGAAUUAUUGAAAAGGGGGCUUACAGUCUUCAAACUUAGGACAUCAGUUACAUCAAAACCAGUGAAAGGAGUUUUGCACCUUAACAAUGAAGAAACGACAUUGAACUUUGAAUACGUCUUUUUAAAAAGACAGCGAACGACAAAAAUUUGGCUUAAUGAGCUAUCAAACAUUCUUCCUGGCAAACACGUGGAUGUUAUCAUCAAACAUCAUAGUAACCAAGAAUAUGUAGACCUCUUGGUAUGUUUGCUUGGUAAGAAAGGGCGCAUGUACAUCUUCCAGUGCAAAGAUUUUCAACAGAUGAAGAAAUUUUUCGACGCAUUUCAAGCCAUAUUUGGGGUGAACUUUUUGCAUUAAUCAAAUGCACUGUCAAGAUGCAAAUGACUUUAGUCUCAUCAUACACCUUUAAACUUUACGUAAUUUAAACUAUGAGCUAUUUAUAUAUCAUAUAGCAACAAUGAAUUGAUAUGUCAAGUCUUUCUUAUGUGUUCUCAAAAUAAUUUGAGCAGCAUUUUAGUUUUCAGAUGUUAUGAUUCUUUUGUUAACUUUAAAAGUAGUUCUGAUUCCUGUGAAUUACUCAUAUUCUCGCAUUAGUCCUUUUAUUAGCUACUAAAAUAUAAGUUUGUGAAAAUUGUUUAGUAAUGAUAAUACCUAAAACAAGCAUGUGAAGAUGAUUUCAUCAUA
Xenia sp. Carnegie-2017 is the source of this 883-nucleotide messenger RNA. RefSeq lists its product as uncharacterized. NCBI's taxonomy places the organism in Eukaryota, Metazoa, Cnidaria, Anthozoa, Malacalcyonacea, Xeniidae. Bases 8 to 556 code for a protein of 182 amino acids. The transcript has 3 exons. The record is from RefSeq and is a predicted model, not a curated record.